GGACUUUUUUCGCGCUUUCGCCAUGGGAGCCAUCAGCAGUCUCUUGGCGCGCUGGAGCUGGAAGAGUCCAGAGGAUGAGGGGGACGAAGAGCUGGAUUCUGCGUCCAAGAGAUACAAGCGGUUGAGGAAACACGCCCCUUUGUUCGAAGCCAAGAUUCCCAGCUCUUGGGUGGCCCCAGAGCUCUUAGAGAUUGUGAAGGCUUGCAAAGACUGCGAUGGCAAAAAAUCCAACGAGAUCUGCUCCCAUUUGCGUGAAGAAGUGGAGGGUGUCUUCUCCUUUCCAUGCUUCAGCCAGGAGUUUGUAAAACUCUUCAACGCUGAAAUCGAGAACUUCUAUGCUUCCAAGAUCCCUGCGCGACGGCCAAAUUCUAUGAACAACUAUGGUGUGAUUGUGAAUGAGAUUGGGAUGCGACCCAUGAUCACCCAGUUUCAGCAGGAAUACAUUUGGCCGAUUGCAAAGGCGCUCUUUCCCGAGGAGGCUUCACAAUUUGAUUCGCACCACUCCUUCAUCGUUCGCUACACCGCCACCGAAGAUCUUGGUUUGGAUAUGCAUACCGAUGAUUCUGAUAUUACUUUCAAUGUGUGCCUAGGCUUUGAAUUCACUGGAGCCACCUUGACCUUCUGUGGCUACAUGGGUGCAGCGGAUCACCGCAAGGCAUCACAUGUCUACCAUCAUGAGGUGGGUCGUGCGGUGCUCCAUUUGGGCAGCCGGCGCCAUGGUGCUGACAAUAUCGAGUCGGGCACCAGGAUGAAUCUCAUCGUGUGGUCGCACAACAAGGCGUGGCGCCGUGCUCAUCCGAGCCGCUUGCUAAGAGAGUACUACGCCAAAGAGGAUGGGCCGCCAGAUGAAGUUUGUCUCAGUUAUACCCACGACCGCGAUUACCUGGCUUACAAGAAAGCACCUAAGGGACGCGCGGGUGGUCGAAAUCGGCCCUGGUGCCCCCCAGAGGGCAAGGAGUAUGAGAACUUUCCUGAUUCUGAUACCAGCAUGUGA
This is a messenger RNA of Cladocopium goreaui, 994 nucleotides long. The record is from the annotation of a GenBank genome assembly. Lineage: Eukaryota; Dinophyceae; Suessiales; Symbiodiniaceae.